Molecule: messenger RNA, 447 nt
Organism: Spirodela intermedia
Lineage: Eukaryota; Viridiplantae; Streptophyta; Magnoliopsida; Alismatales; Araceae
Source: the annotation of a GenBank genome assembly
AUGAGUAGGCGCGAGGGCGGCGCGGCGGAGCUCGAGCUACUCAAGGCCGUGGCUCAGGCCUGGCACGGUCACGCCGGCGACUCAGGCAGCGCCGCCGAGUUCGACGUCGCCGCUGCCGCAUGUAGAAAAGGCGCGAACCAGAGCAGGCCCACGCGGUUCAGAGUUGAGGCCGCUCGCCGGCAAGUGGCGGAGUCUCAGCGGUGGGACUUCGCCCAGUCUCUGUGGGACUCCUACGAGAUCGUCACCGUCUCGAAGAAGCUCGAGUCGGGGCUGGCGGCGGAGGACCAGAACGCGGUUGAAGGCGGCGCUCCAGUGCCGCCGGGGGGGAGGAGGACCAAGAAGGAGAGCAAGAGAAGCCUGAGGAAUCUCCUCCGGAUUCCCUCCAGGAAGUCCGGCGACGAUCUCGACGUCACCGACAGGCCCAGUGAAGAGCAGGAGGUCAUCUGA